Molecule: messenger RNA, 498 nt
Organism: Brugia malayi
Lineage: Eukaryota; Metazoa; Nematoda; Chromadorea; Rhabditida; Onchocercidae
Source: the annotation of a RefSeq genome assembly
AAGGAUGCCACUGGAACCAGGUGUAUAAUUGAAGUUUAGCUCGCUAUAAACAAAGACUUUAAGAAACGUGUUCAACUUUAUGCUGCUAAGGCUUACUAAGGCAAUUAAAUAAAUCGGUUAAGGCUUGCUCAAUUAGACACUGAUUUAAAGAAAGUUUUCUUUAUUGUAAUUUCCAAUUGUAACUUACUCUCUAAAAAGGUUGAUUGUGUAUCUACUCAUAAUAUACAUGAUACAAAAACCAAUGGCUAUUACUUGAAAGAUUUUCAAUUUAUUUUUAUUGAACUACCUAAAUUGUCUAGGAGUAAAGUAGAGCAAUUAAUAAAUAUAGUAGAGCAUUGACGCUUCUUUUUUAAGAAUGCAGAGGAUACCACUGAAACAGAUGUAAAAGCUAGCAUACGAUGGGUUAGAUGAGUUCCGUUGGAAUGAAGAAGAUAAAAUAGCGUAUGAAGAAAGAGGAAUCUAAUGAAUCUACAGAAAGACAAAGCCAUCCUUGAAUAC